Dendronephthya gigantea is the source of this 2262-nucleotide messenger RNA. Its product is annotated as probable sodium/metabolite cotransporter BASS4, chloroplastic. Gene Ontology annotation, cellular component: chloroplast envelope. Lineage: Eukaryota; Metazoa; Cnidaria; Anthozoa; Malacalcyonacea; Nephtheidae. The coding region runs from base 3 to 1352 and encodes 449 amino acids. The record is from RefSeq and is a predicted model, not a curated record. The transcript is spliced from 4 exons.
CUAUGGUCUAUUAUAUCUAUGGUCCGAAGUUCAAACGUUCGGUUUUAAAAAGUGACCACCGUGAGGUCCUUCAAAGAGAUGAGGAUUUUGAAAUUGUCGGAUUGAUAAUGUUAAAAAGGAUGAGCAUGGACAGUGUUUCAACGGAGGACAUAAACGAGAAGAAGCCUGGCAGAUUCAAAAUGUUUUUACACGAAAAGCUUCUGCCAUUAAUGUUCAAACAAUUCAUGAUGCUGGGAAUUAUAAUUGCGUUGUUCGUCGGUUUAGUUUUCCCACGAAUUGGUGCAUACGUAGGAAGCUUUGAAGGAUCAACUUAUAUUUGUAUUAUCAUGGUAUUUCUUCAUUCUGGUGUGAAACUUAAAACAGCAGCAAUGAAGGACGCUAUCAAGGAAUAUAAAGCGUUUAUUUGGGGUCUAAUAAGUAUUGUUCUUAUUACAACAAUAAUUGGUACCAAAUUGACUCAGCUGCUUCCAUUUGGAGAAAGUGUUGCAAAUUAUGAGAAUAAGAAUCAUAGUAAUGAAACAUCAGGAGAAAAUGAAGAGAGUAUAGUUGGACCAAGAGAAUUCCUUAUUGGUUUAGAAAUUUAUUACAUUUCACCCUGUGCUGUGGCAUCUGGGAUAGUUUUGGUAUCUUUAGCAGGUGGUGAUGUACCAAUAGCAUUGCUUCUAACAGUGACCACCAAUAUAUUAGGUGUGGUAACCGUGCCAUUGUUAGCAACAUGGCUGGUGUCUGUAAAGGGUGUUAAAAUCUCUGCUGUCACAUUACUUAUAAAACUUGCAAUCACAGUUCUGAUCCCACUUGUAGUUGGAAAGGUUUCUACUUGCAUAACUCAUGUUAAAACAUUUGUACAAGAUCACACAAAACUCUUGAAAAUUUUAAGCAUAACAUUUUUAGUAUGUAUACCGUGGAUGAAAGUCAGCAAAGCAAAGUUGGAUGGAUCUUUUCGGAAUGUAUCCAUACUUAAUCUUGUGAUUGUGUUUUUUUGGGGCCUUGCAUUACAUCUUGUUAUGAUUGUCGUGAACUAUGUUGGAGCUUGGUUGAUCAGAGUUAGUCUGAAGGUACGGAAAACCUUGGUUGUCCUGGCGAGCACAAAGACCCUGGCAAUCACAUUGUCAGUGAUAACCUUCCUACCACCGGAGCUUGGUGAUGCAGGACUCAUGAGUUUGCCACUUAUUGUGAUGCAUUUGGCUCUGUUGUUGAUUGAUUCUGCUUGGGUUGUACGUUGGAAUACUGGGAAGGGUGAAGAAGAUGAUACUAAAGAAUCAGGAGAGAGUUGUAUUGAGAAUGAUGAUAUCAUACCAAAGAAAAAUGAUAAUAUUGAUGAUAAUACUAGGAAUCAUAUUACUGCAGUCUAACACCUUAGCAAGUAAUGGGUGGUUUAUUGGGCAUAUGGGUGGGGGGUGGGGGUGGGGUAGGUUUAGUAACACUGAUCUAGUUAUACAUUCAUCAUCUUUAAUCGUGAAAUAAAAAAAUUCUCGGGUUACAUAGCCAGUGAAGCGUUUGAAGGCGAACAAACGGCUUCCAUACCUAGAAACGAAAAAAAAGUUAACCAUUAACAAACCCCCAGUAAAAUGAAUUCUUUAUGCGAUCACCUGCGUUGAUCCAAAAUUCACAUCUUAAUUAAAAGUCUUUCAUCAUAUGAAGGUGAGAUAGUGUGGUUCGCAGGCAAUCACCCAUUUUCGAUCAGAACAGCCAGCAUACCAACUGCAUGUGCUUUCUAAGCAUGAUAACUUUCGUCCAUCUGUGUGAAAGAUAAGGAAAUCUAGAAGUAGGGAUUAUCCUUGCGGUUUAGACGGUUUUUUAUGUUGCCUUAUCUCGGCAAUACUAUUGUCAUUGUUCGUUCGUACCUGGGAAUUUUCAUAUCCAACGAGAGAGAUCUGUCCACUGUAAUGCGUUUCAGGAUGGCCUUAAAACAGCCAAAGUAAUAUGUACAUGAAAUGAUGAAGAUUGUAAUCAUUUUUAUCCGUUCAAUUGGAUCUUUGAACUGUUUGGGAAAGAAAAAAAAAUCCACUCGCCUUGUCAGUCAAUCGCAGCAGGGAAAUCAACAAACAGUUUUUGAUAAGAAGUGUAACAGUAUAACAAGGCUUAAAGUUACUUUCACGUAUAAUUCUUUAGUUUCGUAUCUUAAAACUGGGUGGAGUUCUUCUCACAAGACGUGCUAUAUAGCUCGAGACUCGAGUCUCAACUGUGACAAACCGAUGAUUUCUAUGACUUUAAAUUCAGUUUACAGUUUUACUGGUAUCUAUAGUAAAAGAAAUCGUUCUU